AUGCCGGAGCGUUCACCACUGGGCCAUGGGCCUACUUCCAACAGAGCUGAGCUCCGUGCGGCUAUUGGCGCACUUACUAUCCGCUUCUUGCCCGGCGAGGGAUUCUGCCGCCUAGUCAUCACGACCGAUUCAGACUAUGUCUUCAAAGGUGCGACCGAACGGGUAGAAAAGCGGAAACCAACUGGUGGACCACAUCAUCUAGAGAUGCCAUCAAAAAUCAGGAUCUUUGGACCAUACUUCUUGACAAACCAGAAGAUUGGGAACGGCGCGGACUUUUCGUCCAGUUUCUCCAUAUUCCAGGUGCUCGUCGUUACUGCGAGAUAA
This is a messenger RNA of Serendipita indica DSM 11827, 324 nucleotides long. NCBI's taxonomy places the organism in Eukaryota, Fungi, Basidiomycota, Agaricomycetes, Sebacinales, Serendipitaceae. The record is from the annotation of a GenBank genome assembly.